UCAGGCUUUUCGUAAGCUACCUAUACCUCAGGCUUUUCGUAACCUACCUGCUUUCAAAUUUUGUUUAACAUAAUCCCGAAUAAGACCAGCAUUUCGUAUACUUGAGCAACUUUUUUGCGAAGAACAGUAGAGGGAGGACUUUUGAAUCCUUUUCGUCGUCCUUAUCGCCACCAUAAUGUCUAGUGUUUCCAAGAAGAAGCGCGAGGCCAAGAAGGCCGCCGCGGCUGCUACUGCGCCGCCCAAGAAAACUACGGAAUCGAAUGGAUUGACUAACGGGCAUGCUCCCGCUGCCACUGAAACUGUGACCGCCGUCGAUAGCAAACUAGUGGCGAACCUGGAAGUGGAACUGAAGGAACUCGACAUGAACAGCGAGUUCCGCACCUGCACCGGCGUGUUGGCCAGUCAUCCGCAGUCGCGUGAUCUAAAAAUCCAUAAUUUUUCCGUGAAUUUCCACGGGUUUGAGUUGUUGCGCGACACACAGCUGGAGUUGAACGCGGGCAAUCGGUACGGUCUGAUCGGGCUGAACGGCAGCGGGAAGAGUACGCUGCUGGCGGUGAUCGCCCGCCGCGAGAUCCCCGUCCCCUCCGGGCUGGAUAUCUUCCAUCUGCACCGCGAGAUGGCCCCCGUGGAUAAGACGGCGCUGGAGUGUGUCAUGGAGGUGGAUGAGGAGAGGAUGCGGCUGGAGAAGGAGGCGGAGGAGCUCGCGCACGCUGAUCCUGAAGCCUCGCACGAUAAAUUGAUGGAUAUUUAUGAGCGGUUGGACGAACUGGGAGCGGAGACUGCUGAAACGCGUGCAGCGCAUAUCUUGCAUGGUUUGGGCUUCACGAAACAGAUGCAGCAAACUAAAGUCAAGGAUUUCUCCGGAGGCUGGCGAAUGCGCAUUUCCCUGGCCCGUGCCCUCUAUCUCAAACCUUCUAUGCUUCUCCUAGACGAACCGACAAACCAUCUAGAUCUGGAUGCUUGUGUGUGGUUAGAAGAGGAACUGAAAUCGUACAAGAGAAUCCUCGUUGUGAUUUCGCAUUCACAAGAUUUCCUUAACGGAGUGUGUACCCACACUAUACAUCUGAAUCAAAGGCAACUUAAAUACUACGGUGGUAAUUAUGAUUCCUUCGUGCGAACACGAGCAGAGCAAAUGGAAAACCAACUUAAACAGUACAAAUGGGAACAAGACCAAAUCGCCCACAUGAAGGAGUACAUCGCUAGAUUUGGGCAUGGUAGUGCCAAACUAGCGCGACAAGCGCAGAGUAAAGAGAAAACACUGGCCAAGAUGGUGGCCGGUGGCCUAACAGAGCAGAUUGCCAAAGACAAACUGUUCAACUUUUCCUUUCCGGACCCGGGACCAAUUCCCCCGCCCGUCAUUAUGGUGCAGAAGGUUUCUUUCCGCUAUAAUGAAACGAAGCCCUACAUUUACAAAGAUCUGGAAUUCGGUAUCGAUUUGGACACCCGCGUCGCUUUGGUGGGUCCAAAUGGUGCCGGAAAAUCGACAUUACUAAAAUUAUUGGUUGGGGAGUUGGUUCCUACAGACGGAAUGAUCCGGAAGCAUCCUCAUGUGAAAAUCGGGCGAUACCAUCAGCAUCUCCACGAUAUGUUGGAUCUGAAUCUGUCUGCCGUUGACUUUAUGAUGAAAGCAUAUCCAGAAGUUAAAGAAAUAGAAGAAAUGCGGCGGAUUGUAGGCCAGUACGGGCUUACGGGACGGCAGCAGAUUUGCCCUAUGCGACAACUUUCCGAUGGCCAGCGAUGUCGGGUAGUGUUCGCUUGGUUAGCUUGGCAAGUUCCCCACUUGUUGCUCUUGGACGAACCGACGAAUCAUUUGGAUAUGGAGACCAUCGACGCGCUGGCAGAUGCCCUUAACGAAUUCGAAGGCGGCAUGAUGCUGGUCAGUCACGACUUCCGGCUGAUCGAUCAGGUGGCCAAGGAGAUUUGGGUGUGUGCCAAGCAGACCGUGACGAAAUGGGACGGCACCAUUGGCUCCUUCAAGGAACAUCUGCGCGCCAAGAUCAACAAGGAACGGGCCGCGGAUGACGCUAAACUACAGUCCAAAGCGCAGGGUGAUAGUAAAGCUCUCCCUGCCUCUAAAUCGUCCACGAAGAAAGCGUAAGGAACGCUGGGAAGCGUUUCUCUGUCUAGUCCUCGUGAAGCGUUAAUGGUUUUGAAAAAUGGGAUGUGGAAUCAUCGGUUUGUGAUGAUGACCGUAAUUUAUCUGAUAACAACUGAGUUCUUAUUGGGAAUUCCCGCUUAUUGUGAACUAUGAAGCGGUUUGGUUGUGAAGAAUCAAGAAUAUACACGAGUUUGUUGAUGGUUGGUCGUAAAUCGUUUAAGUGUUAGCAUUUGCUGGACGAUUUGAAUACUCACCUUGUGAAGCAAAUUUAAGAUUUUUGGGUUACAUUUCCUCGAAGUCGUUCAUCAUACAAGCGUCGUUGAAAUAAAUUGCAGCA
Molecule: messenger RNA, 2435 nt
Organism: Paramacrobiotus metropolitanus
Lineage: Eukaryota; Metazoa; Tardigrada; Eutardigrada; Parachela; Macrobiotidae
Product: ATP-binding cassette sub-family F member 2-like
Exons: 15
Coding region: 176-2098 (640 amino acids)
Molecular function (GO): ATP binding; ATP hydrolysis activity
Source: RefSeq, a predicted model, not a curated record